CUGGUUCUACGGGACGAGUCUCCCUGGGACGCAUUGACUCCGAUCUUCACCUGCGAUCUCGCAGGGUCUGUAUCUAUCGCCGUGCAUCGCACUCGUCCUUCUCGGGUCUUCGCUGUGCGCGCAUACCCCGAGCGCAGCGGAGAUAAAAUAUUGAAGAUAUUACAGAAAGUCCAACAUCCUAACGUCAUAUCCACUAAAGAUAUAUAUAAACACGGAGAGGUAUUAUAUUCUGUUGGCGUCGAUCGCCCUCUUACUUUGGAUAACCUUGUUGCCUGUGACCGCUUUCCAAGUGAGCUUCAACUGGCGUCCAUCCUUGCGCAGGUUCUUAACGGGAUAUCAUAUCUACUGGCGAAUGGCUGGGAGCAUCAAGCCAUUGAGUACUCCAACAUUCUUCUGGGACUCGACGGGCUCAUUGAAAUUGCAGCACUUGAGCACUGUGUAGAACACCAGCUAGACCAAUCCCAAUCCCGUUCUCUUAGUGCCCUUACUACUGUGACUACCCUGCUCAUGCAGAAAUACGUCAAGGCUGACGGUGCGAUCGGGAUCGACAACGUGGACUGUUGGUCGAUUGGGUCUGAACCAGUGGAGUUCCUGUCUGCCACUACGUCUGUGGUGACCAUAGAGGACUUGAAACUUCAUCCGUUUAUAGCUAAGAGCCGCUGGUCUCCUGGUGAAUUGAUUGGGCUCGUCCGUCUUGCCUUAAUCUCGACACAUACAUUCAUAACAAGCCCUUAA
This is a messenger RNA of Aspergillus ibericus CBS 121593, 735 nucleotides long. RefSeq lists its product as uncharacterized. The transcript has 4 exons. The record is from RefSeq and is a predicted model, not a curated record. Gene Ontology annotation, molecular function: protein kinase activity; ATP binding. NCBI's taxonomy places the organism in Eukaryota, Fungi, Ascomycota, Eurotiomycetes, Eurotiales, Aspergillaceae. The annotation marks the transcript as partial. Gene Ontology annotation, biological process: protein phosphorylation.